Vidua chalybeata is the source of this 2449-nucleotide messenger RNA. RefSeq names its product SKI2 subunit of superkiller complex (gene SKIC2). The annotation marks the transcript as partial. The record is from RefSeq and is a predicted model, not a curated record. NCBI's taxonomy places the organism in Eukaryota, Metazoa, Chordata, Aves, Passeriformes, Viduidae. The transcript has 15 exons. Gene Ontology annotation, cellular component: Ski complex. Gene Ontology annotation, molecular function: RNA helicase activity. Gene Ontology annotation, biological process: nuclear-transcribed mRNA catabolic process, 3'-5' exonucleolytic nonsense-mediated decay.
CCUGCCCAAAUCUGCCCCAAAAACCUGCCUCGAAAACCUGCCCCACCCCUGCUCUCACCUGCCCCACGCCUUCUCCACACCUGCCCCUCACCUGCCCCACCCCUGCUCUCACCUGCCCCACGCCUUCUCCACACCUGCCCCUCACCUGCCCCUCACCUGCCCUCACCUGCCCCAGGUACUACGCGGCCGUGGAGGCCAAGAAGGAGCAGAGCAGCAAACACGCGCAGAGCUUCGGGGCGCGGCAGCCCACCAUGGGCGGCCCCAACCCCGGGCAGGAGCGGGGGGUCUGGCUGUCCCUGCUGGAGACGCUCCGCGAGCGGGAGCUGCUGCCCGCCGUCACCUUCACCUUCUCGCGGGGCCGCUGCGAGGACCAGGCGGCCGCGCUGGGCUCGCUGGAGCUGCUGAGCGGCCCCGAGCGCGGGCAGGUGCGGCAGUUCCUGACGCGCUGCCUGGCCCGGCUGCGCGGCUCCGACCGGCGCCUGCCGCAGGUGCUGCAGCUGUCGGAGCUGCUGCAGCGCGGCAUCGGCGUCCACCACGGCGGGGUCCUGCCCCUGCUCAAGGAGAUCGUGGAGAUGCUCUUCAGCCAAGGGCUGGUCAAGGUGCUGUUUGCCACUGAGACCUUCGCCAUGGGGGUGAACAUGCCGGCACGGACCGUCGUCUUCGACUCCAUCCGCAAACACGACGGGAACAGCUUCCGGGACCUCCUGCCAGGCGAGUACACGCAGAUGUCGGGGCGCGCGGGGCGCCGCGGGCUGGACGCCACCGGCACCGUCAUCAUCCUCUGCAAGGGGCCGGUGCCCGAGCUGUCCGACCUGCACCGCAUGAUGCUGGGCCGGCCGUCGCCGCUGCAGUCGCGGUUCCGCCUGACGUACCCCAUGAUCCUGCUGCUGCUGCGUGCCCCCGCCCUGCGCCCCCACGACCUGAUGCGCCGCAGCUUCGCCGAGUUCCCGCUGCGCCGCGACGCCACGGCGCAGACGCGUCGCGUGGCCGCCCUCAGGGAGGCGCUGGCGGCGCUGGGGGGCCCCGAGGGGACAGCGGGGGACACGGGGGACAUCGGGGACCUGCCCCAGUACCACCAGGCCGUGGUGGCGCUGCGCCGAGCCCGCGCCGUGCUGCAGCGGUGCCUGGCGCAGCCGGGGGGGCAGCGGGUGCUGGCACCGGGCCGGGUGGUGGUGGUCUGCACGCCGAGGCACCGCAACGCGCUGGGGCUGGUGCUGCAGCUCCGGGGCUCCGGCCGCACCUUCACCACGCUGGUGCUGAGCGAGAAGCCCCCCGAGGACGGGGGAGCCCCCCCUGAGCCCCCCCAGGACGUGCCCUACCCCGAGGACCUGCUGCUCACCCGCCUCUUCCUGCCCGAGGGCCCCCCCGGGCACUGCCUGGAGCAGCUGCGCCCCGAGGACAUCGUGGGGGUCACGGCCAAGACCCUGCGGGUGAACCCCGAGAUUCUGCUGCAGGAGCUGCGCCCCCCCAGGGGACCCCGGCCCCGGUCUCCCCCCCCGGGCGGGGGUCUCGGGGCGGCCCUGCAGGAGCUGUGUCGGCUGGCGGGGGGUGCCGGCAGGGAGGGGGGGCCCCCCCUGCUGGAGGCUUUGGGGGUCCCCCCCGGGCGGGACCCCGCGGCGCUGGCGGCGGCGGCCGAGCUGCGCGGGCUGGGCGCGGCGCUGCGCGGCUUCCGCUGCGUGCACAGCCCCCGCUUCGCCCAGCAGUACGCCCAGUUCGCCGCCAGGCAGGAGCUGCAGGAGCAGCUGGAGGAGCUGCAGUUCCAGCUGUCGGACCAGUCGCUGCUGCUGCUGCCCGAGUACCACCAGCGCCUCGAGGUGCUGUCGGAGCUGGGCUACGUGGCGGGGGGCGCGGUGGCCCUGGGGGGCCGCGUGGCCGCCCUGCUGAGCACGGAGCAGCUGGUGCUGACCGAGCUGCUGCUGGGCAACGUGCUGGCCCCGCUGCGGCCCGAGGAGAGCGUGGCCCUGCUCUCCUGCCUGGUGACCCCCGGCCGCGGGGACCCGCUGCCCGAGGGGCUGCCCCCCGCCCUGGCACAGGCCCUGGAGCGCCUCCGCGCCGUCGCCGCCCGCGUGGCCCGGCUGGAGCAGCAGCGCGGCCUCGGGCCCGGCCCCGACGACUUCGUGGCCCAGUUCGGCUUCAGCCUGGUCCAGGUGGUCUACGAGUGGGCCAGGGGCAUGCCCUUUGCGGAGAUCGCGCGGCUGGCGCCGGUGCAGGAGGGCACGGUGGUGCGGGCGAUCCAGCGGCUGGAGGAGCUGCUGCGGGAGCUGCGCCAGGCCGCGCGCGUCGUGGGCGACCCCGCGCUGGCCGCCAAGAUGGAGGCGGCCGCCGCCAUGAUCAAGCGCGACAUCGUCUUCGCCGCCAGCCUGUACACGCAAUAAAGGGACCUGGGGGGGACGCGGGGGGGGGACGGCCCCGCUGCCCGCCCCCCCCCGUGCCCCUGUGGUUCGGUCCA